Messenger RNA from Ricinus communis (castor bean), 1403 nucleotides. RefSeq lists its product as uncharacterized. Gene Ontology annotation, cellular component: chloroplast. The transcript is spliced from 8 exons. Bases 236 to 958 code for a protein of 240 amino acids. The record is from RefSeq and is a predicted model, not a curated record. Lineage: Eukaryota; Viridiplantae; Streptophyta; Magnoliopsida; Malpighiales; Euphorbiaceae.
CUAUUCAACAUUUGCUAAACAAAAUUAGUCAUAUAUAUUUUCAAUUUUUAUUAGAAACAAGAAAGAUUCUUUCACAAAGAUUUCUUCUUUUAUUCGUCAGAGUCUUGUCCAAAUCCCAAGAAUACCCUUUCAUGAACUGGAAAAUCCAAAAGAGGUAAAAACCUAAACAAACCCUACCCCACAUUAUCUCCCUCCAAUUUUACAACAGCCAUGAAGUUCAAUCUCACCUUCUCUCAUGGCCAUUCUCAUCUCACUCUCUUUCCAGAACCCAAACCAAUCAAUCUUUAACACCCUAAAGCCCAAUCCUACUCUCCGUAGCAAUGUCUCCAAGAGACAGUUUUUAUUAAAAACUACUUCACUUGGUGUCAUUUCAUUAACUACUCAAAACCCACUUAUACAGUCCUUAGCUGAAUCUUCUUCCCCUUCAAAACCAGGUCUUUCAGGCAUUGCCAACACCAAAUCUUGGUUCCAGUUUUAUGGUGAUGGAUUUUCCAUUCGGGUCCCUCCUCAAUUUCAGGACAUCAUGGAGCCAGAGGAUUUUAAUGCCGGAUUGUCUUUAUAUGGAGAUAAGGCAAAGCCAAGGACCUUUGCAGCACGUUUUGCAUCUUCAGAUGGGUCGGAAGUCCUGAGUGUGGUGAUUCGCCCCUCCAAUCAACUCAAGAUCACCUUCUUAGAGGCUAAGGAUAUUACUGAUUUAGGUUCGCUGAAGGAGGCAGCAAAAGUCUUUGUUCCAGGUGGCUCAACUUUGUACUCCGCUCGAGCAAUAAAAGUAAAGGAAGAGGAAGGUUUCAGGACCUAUUACUUCUAUGAAUUUGGUAGAGAAGAGCAGCACGUGGCAUUAGUAGCUGCAAUUAACAGUGGAAAGGCAAUUAUUGCUGGAGCAACUGCCCCACAGUCUAGAUGGGACACUGAUGGCGUGAAGCUUCGCUCUGCUGCUAUUUCACUGACAGUUCUUUAGUCUGCUGCUAAUUUCUCAUUUAGGAGUCUCUUGGUUCCUGCUGCAUUCGCCAUUGCAUUGUGAAUGCCGGACAAGUUGCAUGUCGAGUUGAGGAAGCAUCCUGCGCAAGCUGCAGGCACGGAGACUUGCAUUUCAAAUUCUCAGAGGUUUUUCCUGCACUGGAGUUGUGAUCUUUCAGCAGUGUACCUUGCGAUGGCAGCUUAGAGCUCAUUGGAGAGGAAAUUUGUUUUGAAGGGUUUUUGUCGGAUUUAUAAAGCCAUUUCUCAUUCAUCCCAUCAUAAAAUUGAGCCUCAUACUGUUCUUCAGCUUUAUGCACAAUUUCAUUAGCUCAUGCUGCAGGCAAACUAUGAGUGAUUUUCAAUUUUAGUUCACUGUCAACUGUAGUAGCUCUCAAUUUUUAUUAGAAAUUCAUUUUAUUUUAUACAUAAAUUUCAUUUGCAAAUGA